AUGCAAUUCUACCCGGAGAUACAAACUUCUUCUAAGAAUGAGAAAGGAAAUAAGAAAGCUGAUAAAGAGAAGGCUUGCAAUAUGUGCACAAAGAAGUUUACCUCUAUUACUAAUUUGUUCAACCAUCAGAAGCAUCAUCGGGGUCAAUUUCACAUGGUGUGCAAGAAGCCUAAAUGCAAGAAGAAGUUUACUACUGAAGUGAUCAUCAAAAUCACUUGA
Prunus armeniaca (apricot) is the source of this 219-nucleotide messenger RNA. Lineage: Eukaryota; Viridiplantae; Streptophyta; Magnoliopsida; Rosales; Rosaceae. The record is from the annotation of a GenBank genome assembly.